This is a messenger RNA of Calliphora vicina (urban bluebottle blowfly), 1119 nucleotides long. It is a transcript of the gene Dlc90F, whose product is annotated as dynein light chain 90F. Gene Ontology annotation, cellular component: cytoplasmic dynein complex; cytoplasm. Gene Ontology annotation, biological process: microtubule-based movement. Lineage: Eukaryota; Metazoa; Arthropoda; Insecta; Diptera; Calliphoridae. The transcript has 2 exons. Gene Ontology annotation, molecular function: dynein intermediate chain binding. The record is from RefSeq and is a predicted model, not a curated record. The coding region runs from base 94 to 429 and encodes 111 amino acids.
AUCAAAUUUACAAAGCAAACAAAUUGCAGUGAUCUUAUUAAUUUGUGAUUUAAUUAGUGCAUAAAAGAAACCAGAAAAAAAAGAAAGACAAGUAUGGAUGAUUCACGCGAAGAGAAUCAAUUUAUUGUAGAUGAUGUAAGCAAAAUCAUAAAGGAAGCUAUAGAAUCCACCAUUGGUGGCAACGCCUACCAGCACGACAAGGUAAACAAUUGGACGGGCCAGGUGGUGGAAAAUUGUCUGAGUAUGCUGACCAAGGAGCAAAAACCCUACAAAUACAUAGUGACCUCGAUGAUAAUGCAAAAGAAUGGUGCCGGUUUGCAUACAGCCUCCUCAUGCUAUUGGAACAACGAUACAGAUGGCAGUUGUACAGUGCGUUGGGAGAAUAAAACCAUGUAUUGUAUUGUUUCCGUAUUCGGUUUGGCCGUAUAAUUUAUUCCAGCUGAAGAUGAAGGCUUAGUAGCAGGAGCAGAAGUACGUAGAGAGUCCAGUCCAAACAUAUGGGGGAGGGAAAGGUGAAGACUCUUGAGUAGUAUUCCAAUUUAUAAAUAAAAUUUAAAAUAAAUUUAAAAUUUACUGUUAAAAAAUAAUAAAUAAUUAUAAAUCAAUAAAUAAAUAAAUUAAUAUCAACGCCAUUCUUUAGACAAAAACAAAAUGACAAGAUCAAGGCAGAACAAAAAAAGCAACAACAUUGCACACAAAAUUUACCGCUAUUCUCUCAAAUGCAAAACAACAAAAAAUAAACAAAAUGUCGCAAAAACAACUUGUUAAAACUUCAAAUUAGAGUAGUAGUGGCUAUUUUGCACCAAACUUGCAAGUGAAGUGUUUUAAUUUUAAAAAUUUAUUUAAUAUACAAAAAUAUAAAAAUAUACCUAGUAGUUUAUUAAUAAAAUAAUAUCUCGUAAAAAAGCAAAAAUAUUUUUGUAAUUAACUUAAAUAGUAGAGAUUUAACAAAUUGCGAAAAUUUUCGUUUUUUUCCAAUUCUCUUUUUUGCUUUGAUUCGUUUGCAUAUUUCUCAUUAAUUACUACAUUUUCGUUUUUAAUAAAAAUUGUUUUUAUUUUAACAAAAAGAAUGAAAACAAAAUACUAUUUUAAUAAAUUAUCAAUGAACAUAAAAAUAAA